AUGCCAACAGGUGGAAUACCCAAAAUAGUUUUAAAAGAAGUUAGAUAUCGUGAAGAGCGUUCAGUCUUAUGUACACCAAGACAUGCACCGCUGUGUGCUACGUCUCUAACUGCUGGUGUUGAGGAAGAAGAGUGUCUGGUCUUUACAUCACUGCAACGUUCUGUUCUUCUCUACUCAUCGACUCCCUGCCGAGGCCCAGGAAAAGAGAUUGGUGUGAAUUGGGAAUACCAUCUUAAAAUUCCAGGAAAUGGUGGAUGUGGAUCAUUUAGAUCUGAUUCUGCCGCUAUUAUCUUUAAUGGUGCUAAUCAACAAUUUCCGUUUUUUAUAACCGAAUUUGAGAAUGAUGGGUUUGCAGUACACAAGGAUGCAGUAGUUGUGGUAGAAGAAACAGCUUUUGAAUACAAUCGAAUGCUUACAGUUGCAUACUAUCUAUCAGAGGAUGAGUGCUUGAUUUAUGCUUAUGAGGGUAAUGGUGUUACUUUCAAACUUCAUACUGGAGAUCAAGAAGCCGAUGUUGCAAGUGUUCUGAAUGAUAGUACUCGUCCAUCUAGUGCUGAUCUAAGUGCUUCCAUAGAUACAAAAGGAUCUCGUUAUGCCACUCCUAUUCGCACUUGUGGAAGAAAACCAGAAAGUAUUUAUUUAUAUCGAGAAGGUAUUUCGAAUAAUCAAUUCAAAACUGUACUAGAAUUAGAAAUAUCGGAAAUUAAAGUUCCUCCAGUAUACUAUGCUCAUAUAGCAUGCAGUAGAGCCAGGUUUUAUUCAUGGCGUGAAAGUUGGAGUUAUCAUGAUCCCGGUGAAUUUGUUAUAACUUAUGGAAUUUGUUAG
Messenger RNA from Funneliformis caledonium, 825 nucleotides. Lineage: Eukaryota; Fungi; Glomeromycota; Glomeromycetes; Glomerales; Glomeraceae. The record is from the annotation of a GenBank genome assembly.